CUCUGCCCAUUUGACCGUAUCGGAGUCGUGAAUAGAACGUAUGGCUCUCUGAGUGAAAUGUGAAAGACCAUAUCGCAAAAAUGGUCUGGUCAAAAUGUAAAUGGAAGUUUCUCUUGUUGUUGCAUUUCGCAUUUUUCAAUGUGUUUGAGUGUCUACCAAUCAGCGUGAAAACUAUGGACGCUAAUGAAAUUAUUUCAAAAGACGUUAGUGAAAUUAUACCAAAAUUGAAUGAAGAAAAAGUGGCCAUCGAAAAUGUUCAAGGAAAUCACAAUUUUACUGUACCUUUGAAUGCAACAAGAAGUUCAAUAAGACAAGAUUUAAGACCUGGCCAAAUGGUUAGGCAGUAUGCCGUUGAAUUAACUGUGAAUGGCGAUUCGUUUAGUGGCAGAGUUGUGAUGAAUGUCGAACUUGUAACAGCUACUCGUGAAGAUCCCAUUUUACUUCAUUGUGAUGGUCUAAAUAUUGAGAAUGUAUUAGCUGAUGGUAUUAAUAGUGCAGAUCCUGACUCUGCUGAGUUUUCGGUUGAUGACGGAAUUUUGGAAAUUGUUCCAGCUCGUGUUUUUUCGUCUUAUACUGUUAUUAUUGAAUACUCAGGGUCAUUAGGCGACGCUGGCGUUGGUUUUUUCUUAGGAGAAUAUCCGGGAAAUACAUAUGUUGCGAUGAACUUAUACCCGACGAACGCGAGAAGAGUGUUCCCGUGUAUGGACGAGCCAACAGAAGCAUCUGUUAUAUCUUUCACAUUCAAUAAUCUGAACUACAACCACUUGAUUUCCAACUCCAUGCUAGAAGAGAACAGUCAAAAUCAGUUCCGUGCUUUGCAAGGCCCGCCUCAAGUUUGGGGUAUGGUCGCUCACAAUUUCGAAAGUGUGCUCAUCCCGACUCCAGGAGUUCAAGUUUACGGUCGUGUAGGGCUCACCAAUCAAGACGCUCAGGCAGUAGCCAUAAACUUCUUCUUCAACACCCUCAACGCUUGGACUAAUAAAGAGUAUUCAGAUAUUGACGAUAACCAAGACGGAAGAAUGGUUAUAUUGGCACUACCCGAUGUGGAUAUUGAGUGGAGUGCUCUGUCUACUGUUGCUAUUUGGGAGCCUUAUGUCAUUAUGGCAACCCAGCAAUCAGUAAAGCAAAGAUCCACGGCUUUGGUGAAGGUGGCGGAGGCGAUGGCGAGACAAUGGUUCGGCUAUGUGAUAUACCCAGAAAAUUGGAAGCACGAGUGGGUUGUGUCUGGAUUGGGAUCAUAUGCGGCGUGGGAGAUCUUAAGAGAAUUUCAAGAACCAACCGGAGGAGCCACGGAUAUAUCUCUAUUAGAUAUCAACACAUUAUUUGUAACUGAAAUAAUCCAAGAAAGUCUAUUGAGAGACGCGUCUUUGAGCUCCAGAAUCUUAGAGCCAAAUAAUGAUAUAUUUGAUGUAAAUGAAAUAAGAGAUCACAGAAAGAGUAUAGAGUUCAAAUCAGUGGCCCUUAUGAGGAUGUUAAGAUUAUUGUUGGGAGACGAAGAACAAGAUUUCAUGCAAGUUGCAGCUCAGAACUUGCUCAAUUCCAGGUCACUGCAAACUGUAAACUCAAUCAACUUCUAUGAUGCGAUCAAUAGCGAAUUCGGAGGAAAUGAUUUCAUUGAGGAUAUAGAGGAGUACAUGGAACAAUGGCUUAAAAAUACCGGCUAUCCCAGUAUCUUCGUCAGUCUUAGGUCUGGAGGUCUUGUUUUGACUCAGGAGCGGUUCUCAUUCAGUUCAUUACCACAAAUGGGCUUCGAAAUACCCAUAAGUUACACUACGAGUAUGGAUCCUGACUUCGACAACAUAUAUCCCGAGUCAAUGACAGACGGCACAUUGAUGCUGGACCGGGUUUUGGGUGACGAUGACUGGAUACUCUUCAACAUACAGGGACAAGGUUACUACCGUGUGAACUACGCUGACGAUCUAUGGGAGAGAAUCAUUGAGGCGCUUAACGACCCCGACCAAAGAGAAGUCAUCCAUCCGUUGAACCGUGGCACUCUUGUAGAUGACGCAUUGAACCUGGCACGAGCGAACAGAGUGGGUUACGAUAUAGCAUUCACGGUGGUGCUGGCCAUGGAGCAUGAGAAAGAGUACGCACCUUGGAAAGCCUUCGUGAGGAACAUGGACUUUUUGAGGAAACGACUGGUGGCUCUGGUAACAGAGGACGAAGAUCUGGAUCCUGAUAUUUAUCUGCGAAUGGUCCGAAGAACAAUUGGGAGUAUUGAAAACGAACUCGGGUUUUAUCCUGAUCCGUUGCUAUCGGAACCAGCAAUGGAUUCUCUCACUAGAGGUCUUGUAAUGGACCACGCGUGUCGUGCCAACUACCAGCCAUGUAUAGCGGCCGCUGUUGAUUGGUUUUACGCUUCUGGUACUGACGAACCUACAGUAAAUCCCGAUAUCCCACAAGACCUAAGACCAGCAGUCUACUGCACCAUGGUCAGGGAGGGAGACAAUACUGUCAUUGAAGCCCUGGAGAGGAGAAUGGAGAUUGAGCCGACGCAGUACGAACGCAUUGUAAUUAUGGAGUCUUUGGGCUGUUCACGCGAUAUGGACUAUAUCAAUGUGCUCUUAGAAACCACAAUAGCUGACAACAGCCCGUAUUUGGUUGAAGAGAGAUUCAGAAUCUUGUCGUCAGUAAUAGAGAGCAGUUAUGAAAAUGCUUUGGUUGCUCUCAACUUUAUGUCGAGACGUACUAACGAAAUAAGAAACAUGUACGGCGGUCCGGGAAAAUUGGAAGAACUAAUAUUUUUACUAGCUGCGAAUAUGGCUAACGAUGUCCUCGCGACAGAAUUCAACAACUGGAGAAGCGACAGGAACAAUAAUUUGGACGACUCACAAGAUGCAGCCGACAGGGCUUAUGAGAUAAUUGUGCAGAAUCUGGAAUGGGACGAACUUCAUAUGGAUUUCGUCUACGAGUGGAUAGAUGAAAAUGACGCCCCCACAUUAGUCGUUUCACUGUUAUUGCUUUGUGUAACGACUUUUAUGACUUUGUUUAACCAAUAGUUAUAUUCAUUGAUAUAAGUUAUUAUUGGUAAGUAUUGCUAUAGAAACAUAAAUAAUAAUUCAUUUAGAUAACCAAACAUAUUUUGAUGUUUUUUAUGAAUAUUAAAUUUGAAACAAACGCGUCCUCUUGUUUCAAAUUUAAUAAAAUUAAUAACUAUAAAGAAAAAAAAUUAUAAUAGCGCAAUGUUAAAUACAUUAGAUAAUUAGAUAAUGAAGUAUAAAUUUUAAUUAUUUUUUAUGUACAACGAGAGAAAUUUAGUUUUAUCUUUAGAGCUAGUAUUUUAUAUACAUUAAUGAUGUGUUUAUUAUUUAAAUUAAAAAUGAAUUGCUAGAUACUAAGAAUUUGUUACAAUAGGUAAAAUAUUAAUUAUUUAGAAAUAUUCUAUUGUAUUUUUGUGUACCAAUGAAACUCAUUACUAUCAUUUCCGAUAAUAAUUUCAGUUUCAUAAUAAGUUAUUUGUAAAUUGAAAUAUAAUAUUUUGGCAUGUUCACAGUAAGUUUAAGAUAAUUAAAUUUAAAAUGUGAAUUAUGUGUAACUAUGAAAAUGUUUUAAAUUUGUUGUAUAUUAAAUGUAUGUGAGAAAGUAAAAAUGUAUUAUAUAAAUUGCACAAAGUGAAAAUAUAUAAUCGCUAUUAAUAAGUUUACCUAUAUUCAUAGUUGUUAAAUAUAUUUAAUUUCUAAUUAUUAAUUAUUUUAUCCAAAUACUACGUAGAUAUAAAAUGUAAAUGUAAGUAUGAUAAUAUGUCCGUCAUUAUCGAAUAAAUUGCACAAAGUUAUCAUAAUUAUUGUACUAUUUAUUAAGUAGUAAUUUUACUUUUAUUAAUUUAUAUAAAAAAAUAUUUUAGUGAGCUAAAUAAGCCUUAAAUAUUUUUAAGUAAGAUAACAACCUUUAUGUUACUAUAAUUUAAAUAGUCCUAAGAUUUAAGUUUAAGGUUUUUUUUACUGCAUUUUCACUCAUAGUUUUUGUAAGGCUAGGAAAAAUUUGAAGCAAACGCGUCCUCUUGCUUAAUUUUUUUUUAAUUAAAUUUAUUCAGAAUUGAUUUGUAAGUAUUAAUAAUGUGUUAUAUUACAUAAUGAUAAGUUUAACGUACGCUAUGCAAAUGUAAAAAAGUCUUAAAAUAAAUUUAAGAACAUAAAA
This is a messenger RNA of Amyelois transitella, 4137 nucleotides long. Its product is annotated as membrane alanyl aminopeptidase. The transcript has 14 exons. Gene Ontology annotation, cellular component: cytoplasm. Gene Ontology annotation, molecular function: metalloaminopeptidase activity; peptide binding; zinc ion binding. The record is from RefSeq and is a predicted model, not a curated record. NCBI's taxonomy places the organism in Eukaryota, Metazoa, Arthropoda, Insecta, Lepidoptera, Pyralidae. Bases 81 to 2999 code for a protein of 972 amino acids. Gene Ontology annotation, biological process: peptide catabolic process; proteolysis.